This is a messenger RNA of Marchantia polymorpha subsp. ruderalis, 4460 nucleotides long. NCBI's taxonomy places the organism in Eukaryota, Viridiplantae, Streptophyta, Marchantiopsida, Marchantiales, Marchantiaceae. The record is from the annotation of a GenBank genome assembly.
GCGGACGGGAGCGAGGAGAAGGGAGCGCUGCGCGAUGGAAGAGCGAGCGAGAGCCUCGGGGUCCCCCGCGGGCCUUGGAGCGUGCGAGCUUUAGCUGUGAUCUGAUGCUGCUGCAGUAGAGCGAGCGCGAGAGAACAAGUCGCACACGCCGAGGCCGUCGUCUGGCUGAACGCGCGAGGCACAGAGCGAGCGAGCGGAGAGAGAGAGAGAGAGAGGCAGCCCAAUUUGGACGACGAGGGAUCGAUUGACGAGACGGAGGGGAGGGCGAUUGCCUCCCGAGGGCGAGAGGUAGAGAGCGAGGCAGACAGAUGGCAGUAAUGCGCUCGUUUGGUGGGGGAGGAGAGGAGGAGUGAGUAGGAGAGAGAGAGAGAGAGAGAGAGAGAGAGAGAGGGAGAGAGGCAGCAAGGAAGGGGAGGAGGGAGUGUAGAGGUUGGGGAUGUUGGAGGAGUGGGUGGGCGGGCAAGCGGAGGACGAGAAGUGGUGGUGCGGUUGCAAAGAUGAUGCCAGUGCGGAGGAGGAUUUUGGAUUUCUGACGACGGAUGUCGAGUUUCGAAGCUCCAUCACGUGACGAGCAUCGGUGCUUUUUUCUCGGUCCUGUGUCGGACGGGGCAGCAGCAGCGUGCGUGCGUGCGAGGGGUUGAGAGCGCAGAGUUUUGGACAUGAGAAGAGGAGCUUUGAACACUGCCGCCGCCGCUGCUGCUGCUGCUGCAUCAUCAUCAUCACCAUCAUCACCGUCCAGGCCCCCUGUUCCCCAGUUACCGUGGUUUCGGAGUAGAAUAAGGUUGGGUGUUCCGGCCUGUUGGAAAACGUAGACGGACUCCGCUGCAACUUGUCUUUCUGUGUCAGUCCGGGCGAUUCCCGGUGCUCUUCCUCCUCGCGCGAGCGCAAGGGCCUGUGCUGCUUCCGUUAUCUCCGCUGUCAUCUCCAUCUUGCCACAGGUGGAACGAGUUGUAAAUUACCGUACCCGAGAGACUUGGAAGGCCUGUGAUUUCGAUCGUCUCGGCAUCCGUCUCUCUGAGGUGUCUCUGGUACACCUGGCCGAGAAAGGGUAGCAUUUCUCUUCUACUUCUUUUCCUGGUGUUUGCUCCGCAGUGAUUUAUGUGAAGGCCAGCCUUUUAAGCUUACCUUGUCUCCUGAGCCAUACAGAUUUACAAACACUUUCUUCCUCCUCGAGUCCUUUUUGCUCCCGUCCUAUUCACGUAAUACUUUCAUCUAGAUUGCUCCUGCCCUGACCGACGAGAAGUUGCUUUCCUCGCUUAUUAUGCUGGUAAGGGUAGCUUAACUGAAACCAAACUACCACCGUAGAGCAGUCGCUGAUUUCGUCAGCUCUCAUCUCAUACUAAGUCCCUGAGCAGUUGAGCAAUUUCAUUACGGAUGGUUGAAAUCAAGUGAAAAUGUAGACAGAUGAGUCGGUAUCCUUCUCAUAAAGAGUUGAUGAUAGAAGGGGAGUCUUCAGAUCCUGAAAAUGUCUAUGUUUCUCAUCCAAAGUCCUGAAAAAGAUAUAUUUAGCGCCGCGGAUCUCCAAUGGAAAGACGACGUCGCCUACAUUCCAAGCAACCGAAUCUUACAGUUUAUCACUGGAGAGGAGUUAGGUUCUGGAACUGCUCCGACAAAGUUCAAAAUCAGGAGUUCGCGGACCCGGAAACCCGGCUCUUUGCCGAUCCACCGAAUUCGGUCGCAAUGUUGGCUAAAGUACACAAGGUAUUGGUGUACCUACGGACCACAUGACAAUCGAAGCAAGAAGUCUCAAGUCCAGAGCAAAGUAUCAGUAUCUCCUGAUGGCCAAGAACGUAAGCGACGUCGGUCAGCAUGUGCAAGAGGAGAGGACUCUGCUCGAGGAUGUUUGUGUCACUUCAACGUGAAGAUCAUGUAUUUGUGGCCGGAUAUUACUCAAAUACAUUACGUACACCGAUCUCAUACAGACAUCUCCGGUUGCAUUUGUCAUGGAACACUGGACCCCAGUGCCAUUGGAUCUCGAGCUCAAUUUGCGCCGAAGCUGUCGACAGAUAUGAGAAGAUGGGUUCUGCAUCAGCUGUACAAAAAUGUGUCACCGAAACAAAUUCUUCAGGAGCACAAAUUGGUCAUACAGGAAAGGCAGUCUAAGAAUAAGGACCAUGUUCCUGUCAGAGAUGAUUUUCUUAAUAAACAUGAUGUUCUUAAUAUCUCCAAACGCUUGGCAGAAGAUACUUUUCAACAUGAUGUGUCUGAAGCGGAAGGGGUUCAGACGUGGAUCCAGCGUCAUCCCGAGCUGGUUUUGUUUUAUCAGGAGGAAAACUCUAGCAGCAACUUAUCAUUUAUCCUGGCCAUCCAGACUCCGUGGCAAGAGGAGAAAAUGAUAACUUUGGGGCACCAGAACGUUGUGGCUUGUGAUGCCACUUAUGGGACGGACAAGUUCGCAUUCUCGUUCUACACACUUUUGGUGUUUGAUGCCCAUCAGCAUGCAAUCCCUGUAGCGUGGAUAAUGACUUCAAGCUCGAAGGCUGUGGACAUAGAGAUUUGGUUGCGGUGUCUAAAGGAGAAGAUGAAUGAGAAACUUGUGGGGUGGAGACCGAGCUGUUUUGUCAUAGAUGAACCUACCUCAGACGUGAAUUCAAUAAGGAACGUGUUUGAUGUUCCAGUGUUUCUAUCUCUGUGGUACCUGCGGAGAUGUUGGUCCAAGAAUCUUUUCAAGAAAGUAAGAGCUUGGAACGCAAGAGCGUUGAUGUUUCGAAAGCUUGGUGAGAUUAUGUACCUGAGUAAUGCGCAAUCCUUAUCUUUAUGCAACAUGGAGACGCAUGCUCUGAAGCAGGUGGAUAUGUUUAUGGAGUUCUUCAGUCAAGAGACUGAAUUCAUCUCGUACUUUCAAGAAACCUGGCUUCCGAAAAUAGGUGUGUGGAUAAAGGCGGCACAGAAUCUGGCUCAUACGAACCAGGAUAUAAAUUGUGCCAUUGAAACAUACCAUUGGAAUUUUAAGGCCCGGCUUCGUCAAGAGGUAAAAACUCUUGAAGGGAGACGGAUCGAUUGGUUCAUUCACAAACUUGUGAAAGAUGUCGACUCGCACUUUUGGUUCAUGGACUUCAGUAAGCGUUGGGGUUUAUCCACGGCUGAGGACAUAACCUCGGAGUCAACCGUCUUGCAAGCGGCUAGCAUACCUGAUUCAAAUGUAUCAGUUCCUCUCGAGCAUGAGAAAGUUGCUGCUACAGUCAUUAGCACCAAAGACCCCAGCGUCCGUUAUACUGUGUAUAAUCCGGAUACUGAGUGGGCAUGUUGCGACUGUGAGUGGGCUCGACGUGGGAACAUGUGCAAACAUCAGGUGAAACUUUUGAUUAUGAAGGGCGUUAUUGGAGGUAGAGCUGUGCAGACCUAUGGCUCAAGAAUAGGUGCACAGCAGGGUGUGCUGAACUGUUUGUUCUUGGAUCAUGACAAACCGGUCAAGGAACACGUGUCGCUACCUACGUCUACCUCCAAUUCAACACCUUGUGAUCUGGAUCUCGAAGAUGAUGAUCAAGACGACAACGGUCUAGUGGUUGAGACCAGAGUUGAUGAUGAGGAUAUUCAGAGAAGGGAGGAUUCAGGAGCUUGUGUUGUGAGUUUCCCUCGCUUCGAGGAUGUUUUUCAUGCAUUGGCCGAUGUCGUCGGUGAUAUCGACAAUGUAAUGCUCGCUGGCCACGCAGCGAACAUUCUUCUCCAUGCUGCACACGUGAUUUCGGAGCUUAAAGCCAGAUCAUCGCCAGAUAUCGUUAGUCAUGGUACAACACCCUUCACAAGGUUACUUGAUGAUGGGUUCGCAAGUUCCAUGAAGCGCGCCAAGCCGAUGAUGGAACAUAUGCUGGUCAAGAAGCUCAAAACCACGUGUUGGGGUAGGGAAGAUUUCGAAAUGCAACCUAGGAUGGAGUCUGAAGAGACAUUGGUGCAAUCAGUACCUAAAGGAAUGGAGUUGUUCAGGCAUCUGAGAGCUGAUAGAUGCACUGGAGAAAGUCGAACAUAAGCAUCGGUGGACUCAGCCUUCCUCAAGCCUUGUCUAUUAGCCGAGGCAAAUGGUUGUGCAGGCAGAGAACUCAAUGGGUAUUUACGUCAAUAUCUAGCAGUUUCCUGAGGCAUAAUCACAGCCUUGGGACCGUCUGCACUGGUUACGUAAGGUUCUGCAAGUGGUGCUAUUCUGAUAUUGCAGUGACAUGUGAGGUAUUUAUCAAGACACAUGUAGCAAUUAAGUUGCGUAAAUCUUUUGCAGAACUACUAUAGUAUGGUAAAUGCUUUGUCGGUCGAACGUUGAAAAGACGAGACCAUUUUGUCAAAAGUCUACAUAACAUGAUGUCGAAUGUAGGAGUGCUGUUCCAUGUUUGACGUGAAACUCUCUUUACGGGAUGACAUGAACUCGGACAUAGGACAUGUUCUGUAUGUCAAACUUGGGUGCAUCUUAGUAAUUCAGACAUAUUCGGAGUUAUAAUAUAUUUUCCAAUCUUUUUUCUUAGUUCCCUGCC